CAAAAGACAUUGCCAUCACCUCUUGGCCCCAGAACCCUACCCUUUCACAUGUAGGAUGACUCUUUGCAUCACAGGCAAACAUGAGGCUUUACCAAGGCCUGAGAAGGACGUCCAACAGAAGGUCAUGGAGCGUGGCCAGUGGGAUAAAAAAAUUGAAUUCAUUCUAACGGUGGCUGGUGCUAUUAUUGGACUCGGAAAUGUAUGGAGGUUUCCCUAUCUUUGUUACAAAAAUGGCGGUGGUGCCUUUCUCAUCCCGUACAUCCUGUAUCUGGUGACCUGUGGCAUUCCUCUGUUCAUCCUGGAGAUGGCUUUGGGACAAUACACCAGCCAGGGGGGCAUAACCUGCUGGAGUAAGGUCUGCCCGCUGUUUGUUGGAAUGGGCUAUGCUGCUCAGGUAAUCACUAUAUAUGGAUGUAUCACCUACAUUGUAGUCCUGGCAUGGGCAUUCUUCUACCUGUUUUCAUCUUUCACUGCUGUCCUUCCAUGGGCUAACUGCCAGAAUCCCUGGAACACAGAUGCUUGUGUCACAUUUACUACAAAGAAUGCCACCAGCAACUUGACUGUUCCUCACCUGAAUACAUCCUCUUCUGUUGUGGAGUUUUGGCAGCGUCGAGUUCUACGAAUAUCAGAUGGAAUCGAAUCCCUGGGACAAAUAAGUUGGGAGCUGGCUUUGUGUCUUCUAUUGACCUGGGUCAUAUGCUACUUCUGUAUCUGGAAAGGAGUGAGGUCUACAGGGAAGGUGGCUUACUUUACGGCCACAUUCCCUUAUGCCAUGCUUCUGGUGCUACUUGUCAGAGGUGUGACCCUGCCUGGAGCUAUAGAUGGCAUCUUCUACUACAUGUACCCCAAUCCCACACGGCUAGCUGAUCCACAGGUUUGGAUGGAUGCAGGGACCCAGGUAUUCUAUUCCUUCGCCAUAUGCCUGGGAUAUCUGACAUCACUUGGAAGCUACAACAAAUACAACAACAACUGUUAUAAAGAUUCCUUCUACCUGUGCUUAUUGAACAGUGGGACUAGCUUUGUGUCUGGUUUUGCUAUAUUUUCCAUACUUGGUUAUAUGGCUCAAGAACAGGGUGUGGACAUCUCUGUUGUUGCAGAGUCAGGUCCUGGACUGGUCUUCAUAGUGUAUCCCCAGGCAGUGUCCCUUCUCCCCUGCCCUCAGCUCUGGUCUGUCUGCUUCUUUGUCAUGAUCAUCCUGUUGGGCUUGGACAGCCAGUUUGUGGGCAUCGAGAGCCUUAUUACCUCGGUAACGGACGUUUUCCCCAACGUCAUCAGAAAGGGCCGCCGGCGGGAGAUACUGCUGCUCCUCUUCUGCUGUUUAUUCUACCUGACCGGACUCGUUAUGGUCACAGAGGGCGGCCUAUACAUCAUUCAACUAUUUGAUCAUUAUGUGUGCAGUGGUACCACUCUGCUUCUCCUCUCCAUAUGUCAGUCACUCAGUAUUGGAUGGAUAUAUGGUGCUGAACGGUUCUGUGAUAACAUUGAGGAUAUGAUUGGCUACAAGCCCUCGUCUCUGCUGAAAUAUUGUUGGCUAUACAUCACCCCUUCUAUUGGCACAGCAACCUUUGUGUUCUCGCUGCUGAAGUACAGCCCUCUGAAGUUCAACAACACCUAUGUGUAUCCAGGGUGGGCCUAUGGGCUGGGCUGGUUCCUAUCCAUGUCUUCCCUCUCUCUCAUCCCCAUCACGAUGGUCUACAAACUGUACAGAGGCAAAGGGCCUUUCUGGCAUCGCCUCCAAGUGAUCUGUCAGCCUGCAGAUGACCUUCCUGUGAUGAGAAAAGAGAUAGCAAGACGUUCUGCACUGGACCGUAUUGCUGAAAAUGAAAUGCUAUACAGCAAUAACCUAUAGCCCUCAAAUGCAGUACUGGGCCUCAAAGCCAGUUCCAUUUCUUUAGUUUUUCAUUUAUCCCCUCUAAUUAAAGGCAUAGUUCGGGCUCA
Messenger RNA from Esox lucius (northern pike), 1938 nucleotides. RefSeq names its product sodium- and chloride-dependent GABA transporter 2. The record is from RefSeq and is a predicted model, not a curated record. Gene Ontology annotation, cellular component: membrane. NCBI's taxonomy places the organism in Eukaryota, Metazoa, Chordata, Actinopteri, Esociformes, Esocidae. Gene Ontology annotation, biological process: sodium ion transmembrane transport. The transcript is spliced from 14 exons. The coding region runs from base 56 to 1849 and encodes 597 amino acids.